GCGGAAUGCUCAUGAACAAACUAAGAAGCGGAAUCUAAAGCUAAGUAGCGAAAAAAUACAUGAGCUUGAUAUAAAUCUAGCAACUACACUAAAGGCCCUUGAAGAGAAGGAAAACGAGCUCAUUAGAAUCAGACAGAUAUCAACUGCCUUUGAAGAACAAACAACAAAAGAGGUAGAAAAGCAUCACGAGAGGACCGUCGAUAAAUCAAAUGAGCUUCAAAGGAAAUUAGCUUGUGAACAGAAAGCUAAAAAGGAAACAGAGAAACGACUUGAAAUCUGCCAAGAAAAAUCAAAAGAGCUCGAAACAACGCUUGCCGCGACGCAAAAACUUGUAAAAAAGAAACAAGAACCUGAAAAUGAGUGCGAGUGGACUUUGAAUCGAGAAGAGAUUCAGAUUACUGAAGAAAAACUCGGAAGCGGAACGUUUGGAACUGUGUACAAAGGAAUGUUUCGUGGCACACAAGUUGCUGUAAAACAAGUCUCAGUAAAGCCAAAGAUUACAGAGUACAACAUAGGAAAGUUUAGAAGGGAAAUGAAAAUGGCUUCCAGAUGUCGYCAUCCUUGCAUGUUACUAUUCAUUGGUGCAACAAGCGAUGAYCAAAGUCCAUUAUUGUUGACUGAACUGUUGGACAMCAGUUUAAAAAUGGUCUUACUUGAGCGUGCAUUAGAUCUGUUUGAGAUUAUAACUAUUGCACGGGAUGUUGCUAAAGGGUUAAACUAYUUACAUCUCACCCGUCCACAUCCUAUCGUUCACCGUGACAUCAGCAGYGGUAACGUGUUGCUAUGGAAACAUGGUCAGUCAUGGCGAGGGAAGAUUUCAGACUAUGGGAAUGCUGUACUGAUGAACUAUGCCAAGACAGGAAGUGGUGGUGCUAUUUCGUACUUGGCGCCUGAAAUGAGCAACAAAAGAUUUUCACCAAAGAGUGAUGUGUACAGCUUUGGUGUUCUUCAGCUGGAAAUGUGCCUCAGAAAAGAGCCAUCAUGUCUUGAUGAUAGAGAUGAGCUUAUUUGCUUGGUAGAGGAUGGAGAACUGAGGACACUGAUACGACGUUGUCUUCAACAGGACCCCACACAACGCCCAUCCAUGGAUGAAGUCUUAGCCGCACUAACUACCGCCUCAAGCUCCCUCAAUGAAUUGACAGGCACCAAUUGAGAAAUUACUGUACAACAUUUCCUUGCCACUGUUUUCAUUGCUACGCGCUGAUUGAGACAAAUGUCGGUGCAGUUUGCAUUACACCUACACUGUGCAAACUCCAAUGUCCAUAUAUGGGGGGCUGCUAAAUUCCUACUUGGCACGCUAAUUAUGUAUGCAGUGAGAAUAGGUUCAAGUUAAUUUUGGGCCCUGGCUAAACGAGGAAACAUGCUGUUCGUCAGAAACAACUCAUGCUUCCAGACGCAUGGAAACAAUGUUUUCCGACAGUUCCUCAUUUAGCCACGAAAAUCAAUAUUCUAAACGUUCGUAACUUAGCUGAACGUUCGCUAUUUUAGCAUUUAUCUAGAAAAUAAAGGAAUUAUAAAUUCCGAUUUUUUUCAAUAAAUCUUUUGGUCAUUAAUUACAUACAUAUAUAUUAUUAUUAUUAUUAUUGAAAGUGCGCAUCGAUAACUGAUGUUGAGUAAACGUGUUUCCCGAUGUUUCCUGACAGGUUUGUCAUCUUUGGAAUCAUUUAAGGAAACAUGUUUUCUCGCGUUUAGUCAGGGCCUGUCGACCAAGUGACAAAGGGCUACAAUGAAACGCCUUGACAUUAUGGUUGAUUUUCUCUUGUAUUUUCAACAGCAUUUUUAUUUUUAGAAGAAUUAUAUAUAUCAAUGUUUUUUUCAAUUUACUCGUAUGUGAUAAACUUACCAUCAUCAAUCAUCAUUAGGGUUUGUUUACGAACGUGUAAGGGGUCUUACUAGAUGAAACCAAAUAUUGGAUGGAAAUAAACGUUUCUUUUCUGGCCCACUGAACAUUUCCAUAACUUCUGGUUUUGCCUGUCAACCAGCAGAAGUUUAGAAUCGUAGUAUAGUCGAACUGUUAAUUUGAACGUCAAUGAAGGCCCAAUGUUAUUUCCUUGUUCCUGUUAUGUAAAACACCUCUCGGGUAAAUGUGACUAUUCUCACUGAAUAAAUUAGCACGGAGCAGUAUAAAUUAA
Actinia tenebrosa (Australian red waratah sea anemone) is the source of this 2132-nucleotide messenger RNA. RefSeq lists its product as uncharacterized. Gene Ontology annotation, biological process: protein phosphorylation; necroptotic signaling pathway. Gene Ontology annotation, molecular function: protein kinase activity; ATP binding. Lineage: Eukaryota; Metazoa; Cnidaria; Anthozoa; Actiniaria; Actiniidae. The record is from RefSeq and is a predicted model, not a curated record.